AUGGUGCUCCUCGAAGGGGAGGAAAUGCUCCUGCGAGUGUCAAGCCAUCUGGCUCCACGGGAUGGUGCUGUUGCAUCGGCUGUGUCAGUGGCCUUCCGAGGAUCUCUGCGCCGCCUUGAUCAGUCUGUGACGGUGAGAUUGCAGACGCCCGAAGAGAUGAUGGAUGAGGAUCCGCCCGAGUCUGAUGAAGACAUCGCAAUAGACAGAGGCUAUUACACCGAGCUGGGGCACAUAGGGGCAGCAGAGGUCAAAGGAGUGCACGUGCUGAAGGCCCGCAUUUCCCUGGCAGAGUACCAGACCCAUGCAGAGAUGGUCCUCCUGGAGAGGCAGAAGAAUUUGCGCUACAACUUCCACGAGGCCUGCGACGCCGAAUCUGCUGGGCUGGCACUCGUCGGCACCAGCUUCUGCGAUGCCCGGGGCCGGAUCCGUUUGGCUUCCGUCAAAGCCUGUGGCCCGGAAGUGAUGUCUGGUGGAUUUCUCUACAUUGAGACGCUGGGUGACGACGAGUUCCAGCGUCCAAACUUGGGGGCAGUGGUGAUCCGCAAGCUGCUGCUGGACACCGUUUUGAAGGGAAGAUGGACGGUUGCGGUGGUGAUCCCUAGUGAUGCAGAGCUCCGGUGCUUUCUCCAGGCCGGGUUUGUGCAGGCCAAGGAAUUGGCUCUGCAAGGAGAAGGCGUUGUGUUGUUCGCAGUUCCCAGCUUCUUGGAUCAUGAGAUGAAGUCGCCCAGAGAGGCUAGGUCGGUGCCCAUACUAGAACCGAUGGAUGGAGAGCUACCUUCAGGAAUCAACAAGGAUUUGUUGGAGCUCGUGAAAAACGAAGGUACCGAGGCUCAAAUUCGCGAUUUGUUGGCAAAAGGUGCUUCCAUCGAAGCUUCCCGUGCAAUCCAUUGCUCUGUCUACAACAGGGAUCUCGAGCGGCUAGAGAUACUCCUGCGUUUGACCCCUUCUCCCGAAGAAGCCGUAAAUCAACAAGAUGACUCAGGGCUAGUGCCGCUGAUGCUGGCUGCCCAGGGGGCCUGUGGUGUUCUCUCGAGAUUCAACCGGUCCGUGCCCACGGCUUGCUGUGCCAGGCUUAUCGCUGCAGGAGCUAAGGUCUGUGCGGUGGAUGCCGAGGGGUGUACAUCGCUGGGGCAUCUUUGGCGGAAGCUCCGAGAGAUUGAAGAUUUCGAAGGGUGCUUCGGGUUGGAGAUGGGCGAAUACGACAGUUCUGAUUUGGAAAAGUUGUUGAUGCCCCCAUCUGGGCCCACGACUGCGGAUGAACAACUGAUCAAUGCGCCAUCAGAUGAGGAGAACGUUUUGGAUUGGGAAGGAGGCGAGGAGGAAGACCUUGAAGAUGAUGAUGAGGAUUCUGAUUGA
Messenger RNA from Symbiodinium sp. CCMP2592, 1356 nucleotides. The record is from the annotation of a GenBank genome assembly. Lineage: Eukaryota; Dinophyceae; Suessiales; Symbiodiniaceae.